Molecule: messenger RNA, 690 nt
Organism: Lotus japonicus
Lineage: Eukaryota; Viridiplantae; Streptophyta; Magnoliopsida; Fabales; Fabaceae
Exons: 1
Coding region: 1-690 (229 amino acids)
Source: RefSeq, a predicted model, not a curated record
AUGGCGACGGACAAAAUAGCAACUGUUGCUGAUGUGGGAAUAAAAGAGCAAGACCGAUGGAAGUGGGAUGUGUCUUUCAGGAGGAAGUUUUUUGAUUGGGAGCUGGAGCAACAUCAAAGGUUUCUGAAAUUGACAAAUUCUGUUGUGCCUAUUGACGAAGACGAUUUUCUAUACUGGAAGGGGGAUAAUGCUGGGUUGUUUUCGGUAAAAGGGUUGUGUCGAUUUGUUGAAGACAAGAAAUAUGGUAGAACAGAUUGGCAGAUUCCAAAAUCAAUCAAACAGAUGAUUCCGGCAAAGGUUGGUGUGUUCAUGUGGCAGCUGCAAAGGGAUCGUGUCGCAACAAAGGCUUGCUUGAUGACACGAGGGAUGGUCUUACCGGAAGAGGGGAUGUGUAACAUGUGCACUUCGAAUGUGGAGUCUUCUGCUCAUUUGUUUGUUCAUUGUGAAAUUAUAUGGCAGUUCUGGUGCCGUAUAAUGCAGCGUGAAGGACAAAACUGGGUCGUACCUCAGGACAUGAAGAGCCUUCUACUAGAGUGGGGGAAUUGGAGAAUAAAAACAGACAAGAUUUUAUGGGACAUCAUAUCGUACGCUCUUUGCUGGAGUAUUUGGCUAGAGAGAAAUAAUACAGUGUUUAAUGAUAAGACUUUUUGUGCUGAAUCUGUGUGGGAUCUUCACUUGGCUAGGAUAUAG